CACAAAGCCAUGACCAAGUUCGCGCCCGUCCAGGGCCUGCCCGUGGCCGUCCAGGCCGAAGCCAUGCCGACGGCGCCCGUCGCGGCCGUCCUCGAGGUCGUCGCCAUGUCGCGGCCGCCGGCCGACGAGCAGCUGCGGCGCCUCGGCGCCAUGGGCCUGCCGCCCGGCAUCUGCGAGGGCUUCGUGGAGUCGGGCGACCAGUUCGGCGCGCGCUUCUGGAUCGUGGACAACUCCGGGAGCAUGCAGACGCAGGACGGCAAGCGCCUCGCGGGCGGCGGCCAGCGCCGGGGGCUCGUCACCGCGAGCCGCUGGGAGGAGCUCGGCGACGCCCUGACCUUCCACGGCGGCGUCGCCUCCGCCCUCGGCGUGCCCACGGAGUUCCUGCUGCUCAACCAGCCCGCGGGCGCCCUGAAGCGCGUCGUCUGCGGCGUCGGCGACGGGGGCCGCGAGGCCGCGGCCGUCGCGGCCGUCGUCGCGAGCGCGCCGACUGGGCGCACGCCGCUGUGCCGGGCCAUCGGCGAGGUCGUCGGCGAGGUCCGCGCCUGCGCGCCGGCCCUCGCCGCCCGGGGCCAGCGGGCGCUCGUCGUCAUCGCGUCGGACGGCGAGGCGUCCGACGGCGACGUCCUCCGCGCGCUCGCGCCGUUGCGGGAUUUGCCCGUGUGGGUCGUCGUGCGCCUCUGCACGGACGACGACCGCGUCGUCAAGUACUGGAACGACGUCGACGAGGAGAUCGAGCUCGAGAUGGACGUGCUCGACGAUCUCGUCGGCGAGGCGGACGAGGUCACGGACCACCAGCCCUGGCUCACCUACGGGUCCGAGCUCCACCGCCUCCGCGAGUGGGGCUGCACGCGCCGCGUCGUCGACCUGCUCGACGAGAAGCCCCUGAGCCUCGGCGAGGUGCCCAAGCUCGCGGCGCUCGUCCUGGGCCCCGCGGCGGCGGACCUGCCGCACCCGGAGCUCGACUGGAAGGGGUUCCUCCAGGGCAUCGAGGCGGCGCAGCAGGGCCUCUACACCUGGGACCCGAAACGCCGCGCCAUGAAGCCCUGGUUCGACGUCCGCAAGAUGCACAAGGUCUACAAGGGCGGCGGCUGCGUUGUCAUGUAAGGUCCUUUUCCCGUCGCGGCGACUUCCUUCAAGUUCCUAAACUACGAGUAUGUUGUGUUGUUGACUCAGUCCCACAUCUUGAUUAUCAAGUUGAGGAGCGCGGGGUAAUGAAUUCACUCGCCGGUG
Aureococcus anophagefferens is the source of this 1230-nucleotide messenger RNA. Its product is annotated as expressed protein. The record is from RefSeq and is a predicted model, not a curated record. NCBI's taxonomy places the organism in Eukaryota, Pelagophyceae, Pelagomonadales, Pelagomonadaceae. The transcript has a single exon. The coding region runs from base 10 to 1104 and encodes 364 amino acids.